UCAAGUUUCUGUCGGUGAGCCCCGAUCUAAAGCCACGUGGACAGUCACCAUUAAAAAAAAGUCGGGGACUUCGAGCUGUGAUCUGAUAUGAUAUCUUAUCAUCAUCUAACACUCGCCACUUCCACCACCAUGACUCUGCCCAUGGCGUCCUCGUCCAAACCUCGUCGAGUGAUCAUCGGGGUCUUGGCACUCCAAGGUGCUUUCAUAGAACACAUUCACUACCUUGAACGACUGCGUAUCCCCAACACUGUCAUUCGAGCCAUCCCCAUCAGGACAGCAGAUCAGUUGGAAUCAUGCGAAGCGUUGAUCAUACCCGGCGGAGAAAGUACUGUCAUUCAAUCUGUGGCCGAGAGAACGGAAGGAUUGUUACCGAUCUUACUGGAUUUUGUCAGGAAUCCACAGAGAGCUGUAUGGGGAACGUGUGCUGGGAUGAUCCUUAUGGCGGAGGAAGAUGGCAUCGGAGGAGGAAAGGUCAUCAAAGGGAGACCGCCGCAAAAGGGUUGGGGAGGUAUCGAAGGGUUGAAAGUGUGGAGAAAUCUAUAUGGAACCCAACUCGAAUCGUUCGAAGCGCAUAUGGAAAUCCCAGCCCUGUCUCAGCCGACCAAACCAUUCAACUGUAUAUUCAUCCGAGCACCAGCAGUCCACUCGCUCCAGCCAAAGUCUACGUCUGUAGCGGAUCUGACGCAAGACCUCCAUCACACCAUCGCCCCAACGGAGACCUCCACCACCAUCGAGGUCCUCGCCACUCUUCCUAGCGAAUGUACACCGCCUCCGCCACCUCAGGAUUCGCAUCUUGGUCCAUCGAACCAUGAGGAUCUAGGCAAAGUCAUGAUCCGUCAAGGUUCGAAACUCGUCACGUCCUUCCAUCCGGAGCUGAGUGGAGAUACGAGGAUACACCAGUAUUGGGUGGAAAAGUGUGUUUUGGGAAUGUAAAGGGAGAGAGAACUGGUCGCAGAGCAACCUUUCAGAGUCGCAGAAAAUACCCAUCACUACAGGCAUCGCUUUACACCACAGCAAACCGCAUCACAUCACCGCAUCGCAUCGCAUCACCGCGUCGCAUCACCGCGUCUCAUCACUGCGUCGCAUCAACACAUCACAUCAGAUUGCA
Molecule: messenger RNA, 1108 nt
Organism: Kockovaella imperatae
Lineage: Eukaryota; Fungi; Basidiomycota; Tremellomycetes; Tremellales; Cuniculitremaceae
Product: class I glutamine amidotransferase-like protein
Exons: 2
Coding region: 88-933 (281 amino acids)
Biological process (GO): pyridoxine metabolic process; pyridoxal 5'-phosphate biosynthetic process
Cellular component (GO): glutaminase complex; cytosol
Molecular function (GO): glutaminase activity
Source: RefSeq, a predicted model, not a curated record